AAGCGGCAUGGGAAAGAGAUACAAUUCACAAGCCGUGGGAGACAUUUCACGGUUUUUGACCUUUCUUUCCUUUGACUUUUUUUUUACGAAAGAAAAACCAAGUGCCCCUCGAGGUUUUUGAGCCCCCCUCAUACAUAAAACUGUUGUGAAAUGUCCGGCGGUAUAGGCAGAGGCAGGGGAUGGCUAAAAUUAAAAUCGCAAGACAUCAAAAACCCCGGCUCGGAGAGCCCUUCGACGUUGGCAAACGAUGCGUCUCAACAAUUCAGCGACGCUUGCGAGGAUUACGCGGGUCUGAUUAGUGAAAUCAAACAGCUUAAUAUCAACGACGACGGAAUUAAGUUCAAUCAGAAAAUUAGGCAUAUUUUGGAAAGUUGGAACGAGGAAUGUCAGAAUGCAAUGGAUGUAGAGAAAAGCUUUGAAUCUAUCCAUAGUGCUAGUCUAAGAGAUUCUGAAAUGGCAACGAAGUUGGUCUUACUUAUUGCCUCUAGAACAUUUUUGUCACAAGAAGUUCACGGAACAAAUAUCAGGCUCAUGUUUUUGAGAAGACUGCAAAAUAGUUUUGAAGAAUGUGCCCAAAUAAAAUCAACUGAUCCGCACGCCUUUAGAAACAGCGUUCAAUUGAUGGGCGAAUUCUACAAUAAAGCCAGAUUGGCUAAUGGGCAACAGUUUGCAUUUAUGGCCACCCCUUUGUUGUCUUACUUCGAAAUGCUCCUCGAAUCUGUUGAUCCUUUGGAUUUUAAACUUUUUACCAUCCAGCUUUAUUUAAAUGGUAGUUCUCUGAGACAUGAAUGCCCUGAAAAAGUAGCAAACAUUAUUAGUAAAGUAAGAUACAUGUUGUGUUCAGAAGAAACAUACACAAGAGAGUGCAAACUAUGGCUAAUUCUUGCAAUGGAAGUUUCCAGUAACAGAUUUGCUUUGUUGCCAGCUGAUGUUCACAAUUUUUACCAGAAUGAGUUAGGAGAUCACGCAAUGGCUUGCUUUCAAGGAUCUCACGCCACGUUAACCGUACAAACUAAUCCCAAUAAAACUUUGGACACUUUUCACAGUAACGUAAACGUGUUGCAAGUUUCAACCGAUUCUGGAUAUCAAAAUAAUAGUGUUUCUGAUGUGUCUACAAAUAAUAGCAGCAGUAUUCAUAAUGAUAGCAGUUUAAAUUAUACUGAAAACAAAGAACCUCAGUCAAAUAAUAAAGCAAAGCCUGGUCGUCCAAUAUUAGGAAUAGGAGCCAGGCUCCAAAGAAGCAAAGUCCCACCAACUGAAACUAACCCAAUCGAAUUUACCUGGGAACCACAGAAUAAUUCAAACAUAAGUCAACCUUCAAAUGUGGAUCCAGGAAAUCAUCAAGCCUCAAAUAUGGAGUCUACGAGUCGUCAGCCCUCAAAUAUGGAUCCUCCAGCUUCAAAUACUGAAUCCAAAACUCGUCCAAUGUCAAAUACAGAUUCCAGCAGUCAUCAAGAGGCUAGGAAUCGUCAAACUUCAAGUAUAGACUCUAGGAGUCGUCAAGCUUCAAGUACGGAUUCUAGGAAUCGCCAAGGUCCAGCUGUCAAUCAUAAAGACUCUAGAAGUCGUCAGAAUGGUCCUAGCAAUGGAAAAUGGAGGGAAAAUAAUCAAGGAAAAAAAGACUGGGAAAAAAAGAAAUCGCCGUCCAUGAAAAAGGGAUGGGAGCAUGACGAUCGUUUUGAUAACGAUUAUAGUUGAAGUUAUUGAGUUCUAUAGAUUAUGGAUGGACAAUGAUUUUAUAGUUUGAGGCUUCUUUUUUUUAACUAUUAAGAUCUAAUGUCUUAAAUUCAAUUGACUGUAUAUAAUUGAUUGUGAAUGAAAAUUGCAUAAGACUAUGUUGAUGCUAUUUAGCUGGUAAUUUUUUUUUAGCCAAUUCUAGUAAAUAUUUUUAUACUUAAGCUCUUUUUUCUAUUAUUUAUUUAUAAUAAUUUUUAUAUAAAAUAAUUAUAUUCUGAAUAGAAAUUGUAGUCCUUAAUAGCAUAGAAGUUUCAUGCGAUUGCGAUGCUUGUCAUUUUAACAUUUUUCUUUUUUAGUCAAUUUUUUUUAGGCAAUUUUAAUACUGGCAAAUUGGAUAUAAUUUUGUUUUUGUCCAGUAAUUGUUGUUGUUAUACAUUAGUUUUUUUAAAUUUUAUUGUCCAGGUUAGUUUUAAGUUUUAUACAAAACAAUGAAUGUAUAGGUACAGGGUGUCAAGUUAUAAAGUACCACCACCUGUAACUUUUUUAAUUUUUAAUCAUACCUAAAAAAGUUACAGGUGGUGGUACUUUAUAACUUGACACCCGGUACUUAUAAUUUUAACUCUCAAUGGAAAUAAUUGUAGUCCUUUUUUUAGCUGGUCAUUUUACCCUUUUUUUUUUAGUCAAUAUUAACACUAGCCUUAGUAUGUAAGAUUUUUUACAUCUUAGUUUUUUUUCUAUAUACUUUAUUGUCCAAGCUAGGUUUUAUAUAUAACAAGGAAAAAAAAAAUUGUGAUAAAAAUAUUUAAUCUCUUUCCGAACAGUAAACAUAAUUAUUGAAAGUAAGUACUGUAUUUGUAUGGAUAUUUUGAGACCUACGUAUUGGAAUAUUAAAGUAUGUAUAUCUGAAUUAAUAUGCUAAG
This is a messenger RNA of Ceutorhynchus assimilis (cabbage seed weevil), 2597 nucleotides long. NCBI's taxonomy places the organism in Eukaryota, Metazoa, Arthropoda, Insecta, Coleoptera, Curculionidae. The record is from the annotation of a GenBank genome assembly.